AUGCCGGAAAAGGACGUCCGAAAGGCAAUCGACCGGCUGAAGCUCAAGGAGAUUGCGCUCGCCGCGUCCAAAGCCAAGGACCAGCGCCUUCUCGUCGCCACCAACGGGUCCAAGUGCCAGAGGUUGAAGAUUCCCAAGCUGGACGAUGCCCCGAGGGCGGGGACCAAGGACUCAGGGCGCUGCACACUCGUCCUGACCGAGGGAGACUCCGCCAAGACCUUCGUGACCGCCGGCGGCAAGCUCCUGAACGUGACGGACGCGUCCGCACAGAAGCUAGCUGACAACAAGGAGAUCGGACACCUGAAGCAGAUCCUCGGCCUGAAGCACUUCUUCAAGUACACGGACCUGAAUCAGCUCAGAUACGGGAGGGUGCUGAUCGCAUCGGACGCCGACGUGGACGGGAUUCACAUAAGGGGGCUCAUCAUCCACUUCAUCAACACGUUCUGGCCUGAGCUCCUGACGCUGGGACUCGUCUGGACUCUGGACACUCCCGUGAUCAAGGCGUUCCCGAGAGGCCGGGUACGCGAGGCGAUCUCGUUCUACACGGAGGAGCAAUUCGAAACAUGGAGGGCACGAGAAGGGCGAUCGGGUUGGACUGUGAAGUAUUACAAGGGUCUCGGCACGCACACAUCCAGCGAGGCGAAGGUCAUCUUCCAGACCAUGAAGACCAGCCGUUUCGUGGCAGACCCUGAGGCUCAGAGCAGCAUGAGGCUGGCGUUCUCCAACAAGAUGACGGCGGAGCGGCAGCAGUGGAUGGUCGACGCCACCUGCAACGCUCCCUCCGAACCCGCCGGCCCGGAUGUGAAGCUGACAGACUUUGUCUACGGGCCUCUGGCUCUCUUCGGGCUGGCCGCGAUCAAGCGCCACAUCCCCAGCGUGUUCGACGGUCUGAAGCCGUCCCAGCGCAAGAUCCUCUUCACGCUCCUCCAGGCAGGCGAACAGAGUUUUACGAAAGAGAUCAAGGUGGCGCAACUGGCGGCGCAGGUCGCUCUGAAGACGAGCUACCGGCACGGCGAGACCUCGUUGGCGAGCGCGAUCGUGAAGAUGGCGCAAGAUUUCGUGGGAUCCACCAACCUCAACAUCCUCGAACCGAUGGGGCAGUUCGGGACGCGCCUGCAAGGCGGGCAGGAUGCGGCGAGCGCCAGGUACAUCUACACCAGGCUGACGCCGAUCAUGAAGCACGUCUUCGACGCGAGGGACGCGUCGCUCUUGAGGAGGCUCGAAGAGGAGGGAGAGAAGGUGGAGGUCGAGUACUACGCUCCGGUCAUUCCGAUGGCCCUGGUCUCGGGCUGCAACGGAGUUGGCUAUGGCUUCUCCACCAGGAUCCUGCCUCGCGAGCCCGCGGCGGUCGUCGCAAACCUCAAGGCCAUGCUGAGAGGGGGACCCCCCUCCUCUCUUCCCCCGUAUUGGAACUCGUUCAAGGGCUCGGUGGAAGAGAAGGGCCCAGGAAUGUACGCCGUGAAAGGCACCUUCCGGCGAAAGACACCCCGAGUCCUGGUGGUCGACGAACUGCCUGUGGGAUAUUGGACGGACGAUUACAAGGAGUUUCUGGAGUCUGGCAAGGUGAAGAACUUGAGGGACGUCUUCAACCUCUCCACGGAGGACACAGUGCACUUUGAACUGACGUUUGAGAGCGAGGCAGACCUGGAGGCUCUGCUGGGAUCCGAAGACCCGCACAAGCUCUUGGACCUCUCUCGAUCUUUCAGCGACAAGAACAUAUGCGCGUUUGAUACUAGGGGAAUCAUCCGCAAGUACGAGACGGUCGACGACAUGUUGGAGGAGUACUACGGCGCUCGACUAGAGCUCUACAAGAGGCGCAAGGAGCACCUCCUCGCUGAGGCCGAGGAGCGACUGAAGAACCUGCAGCAGCGUCGUGUGUUCGUGAGAGCGGUGGUGCACGGGAGGUUGAUCAUAGCGAGGCGGGAACAGAGCGACGUGCUCCGAGACAUUGUGGAGACCGUGGAACCGACGCCGUCUGCCGAUCAGGCCAAGGACCUGAUGGGCAUGCGGCUGACCAUGCUGACGAACGAGAGGCUGAGGGAAGUAGAGGCAUCCUUGGAAGACGUGCAGAGAGAGAUCGCUGACCUGCGUAGCAACGAUGAGAAGACGCUGUGGCUGGCUGACCUGAAUGAGCUGAUUAAAUUUCUGUAA
This is a messenger RNA of Klebsormidium nitens, 2151 nucleotides long. Lineage: Eukaryota; Viridiplantae; Streptophyta; Klebsormidiophyceae; Klebsormidiales; Klebsormidiaceae. The record is from the annotation of a GenBank genome assembly.